CCUGCUUGAGCCUUGCUUUCGUGAUUUUCGCCAUGCGGCGCAAUUACUUGCGCAAGGAACUGCCUUGUGCACUCCUCAUCCUAGCGCUCUUCACACAGGGCAUUUGUGGGUUCUGCAGCUUGCCCAAUGUUUCGCGGCGGGACCUGCUGCGGGUUUCGCUGCCGCUGGUUGUGCCACUGCCAGCGGCUGCCGCCCAGCCGCAGGCGAAGCGGCAGCUCCUGGCGCUGGCAGACACAACUGCGCGCGGCACGGCUGCUUCGGCUGAGCAGAAGAGGCAAAUGAGCCAGCUGGCAGACGACCUGGCAGCGUCAGCGCCGGCGGCUACCAAGAGCAUGAUGUCAGGCACUUGGAACCUGGUCUACACCACCGAAAAGGAGGUGCUCUCCUUGAUCGGGGACCCAGAUAUCUCCGUGUACCAGAAGCUGGAUGCCGACGCUGGAACGCUGGGAAAUAGCAUCGUCUACAGCGAUGGCCGCCGCUUCGACGUGGCUGGCCGCGUUGAGGUCGCUGGGCAGCGCUCUGCAGGUGACGAGAAGGCCAAGAGGGCCAAGGCGCCUCCGGGCUUACGCAGCGACUUCAGCUUCACAGGCGCCACGCUGCAGCUGGCGCCCGGGGUGGCCUUGCCGCUGCCGCCCUUCGGUGCUGGCUGGUUUGUCAGCACUUAUUUGGAUGACACCUUGCGUGUGAACCGCGACUCGCGCGGUGAUUUGGCCAUCUAUGUCCGUGCUUGA
Effrenium voratum is the source of this 731-nucleotide messenger RNA. Lineage: Eukaryota; Dinophyceae; Suessiales; Symbiodiniaceae. The record is from the annotation of a GenBank genome assembly.